This is a messenger RNA of Aricia agestis (brown argus), 4177 nucleotides long. RefSeq lists its product as uncharacterized. The record is from RefSeq and is a predicted model, not a curated record. The transcript is spliced from 29 exons. Gene Ontology annotation, molecular function: lipid carrier activity. NCBI's taxonomy places the organism in Eukaryota, Metazoa, Arthropoda, Insecta, Lepidoptera, Lycaenidae. The coding region runs from base 97 to 4029 and encodes 1310 amino acids. Gene Ontology annotation, biological process: lipid transport.
AGAGCACACUCGUUGUACAGUUAGUGAAGAUGGUACGCACGUUACGAUAGUUUUGUGUGGUGCUGUGUUAAUGAAAAAUAACUUUUUGCCGCCGGAAUGUUCAGCGUCGGUCUUCUAUUAUUGACUUGUCUCUCAGCGGCAUCCCCGACCGGCGUGAGCGUGCUGUUCCCGGAGCUGAAGCGGUACUACUAUGUGGUGAAGAGCAACGUGUCCACGGGCACUGUGGACGGGGACACGUACUGGACGCUCGAGGGACGGCUGUGCGUCCACGUGUAUGAUAACUACUCCAGGGCGCGCCUGCAGUUGGAUGAGUUGAAUACUUCAGUGUACAGCCAGGAGGCGGGUUUCUCGUCGUACCAGUCCGAGGACGACGCCAAACACUUAGAGCUGCCUUGGGAAGUCGAAUAUGAGGAGGACGGUAUAAUCAAGGCGUUGUUCGUGGGCGACGAGCCGCUGUGGUCGACCAACAUCAAGCGCGCCCUCGCCGUCAAUUUCCAGAUCAAAACAGGAGCUGCUGUUAAUAAUGAGCCAUGUCUCUACGAGACGUGCACGAUGGUGUACACCGCAAAGGGCUCAGUGGUGAAGAAGUACACCACGCUCACCAGCAAGUCCCUUCUGGGCGGAGUGUCCUGGAGUUCAGUCCCGGGGUCUACAGACUACACCGUCCAUGUGCUGGACAACACGGCGACGGAGGAGAGGACGUACGAGUUCAACGCGGCCGGCCUCAACGACCUGGUCAUGACCUCCACCGUCCAGUACAGAGUCGACGCCCAUAUCCUCGCUGUUAAUGCUGAGUUGUCAAUGUACUUCGACUCCGACGCACCAGGCAUCAGCGUGGACAAGCUGAACGUGACUAAAACCUCGGUGCAUUACACCAAGGACUUCAAGGAUCCCACCAACGGCCUUAAGCCUUCGCUGCAGAGCGAGCUGAGGAACAGGACUUAUGAGAUUCUUUUGAAAAUCGCUACGAAGGGUAUCGACGCCGACAACAUUAUAAGGAAUGGGUCGUACAUACACAGCCUACAUUUUGUGGAGUUAUUAGACACAGUCUCCAGACUAUCGUAUCACACGUUGACGAAGCUGUUCGAGGAUCUAGUGCUGGGCACCAGCUAUGACCUGGAGACGGCCAGGAACAUAUUCCUAGAAGUUCUGCCGCACGCCAGAAGUGACGCUUGCGCGAGGUUCAUCAAACAUCUGGUUUUGGAGGAGAAGAGCAAACUGGAAGACGCGACAAUAAUCUCCAUGAUCAGAAAACUGCCGUUCAACGUUGCGAAUCUGAGUCAGAACCUCCUGGAAGAGUUGGAGACGUUCACCAAGUUGAGCCUCGACUUCCCUCAAACCAUCCGCCAUGCGGGGAUCCUGUCCUUCGCGGUGUUAGCCUCUAAGACAGCGGAGGUGGGCAGGACGAAACAGGACUACUUCGAUAACAUCGUUGUGAAAUACUUCAAGAUGUAUAAUGACUGUCCCCAAUACCUGGAUCGCAUGGUGUGGCUGCAGGGUCUGUGCAGCCUGGGCAACACCGCUGAGUCCUAUAUCCGAACCAUCUAUCGCGACAAGACCAGAAACCGCCGGGAGCGGCUGUGGGCGUCCCUGGCUUGUGCGCAGGAGACCAGGGGACCGGAUGAAUUACGAAGGCGUAUAACGGUCCUGGAAUCCUACCUUCCGAUCCUCACGGACGAGUCCGAGCACAUCCAGCUCCGAGUCGCCGCCCUCCACUCCAUCCUGAGCGAGGACAUCGGUGCCAACGACUUUCUGUUCAUCCACAACUACAUCACCAGCUCCAACUGCAACACCCUCAAGCGGUUCUGGUACUCCACCGUCAAGAGCUUGGAGAGCAACAAGUAUUUCAGCGAAUAUAAUUCUGCAUCAUACUACGUGCCGUUCGUAUCUAAGCAAGUGAGGAACCCGGACAGCACGUACUGGGCGACGAACAACUACAUCGUGUCGAGCGAGGAGAAGCUCGGAGCGUGGGUGCAGAUGAUGAGCGUGGGUGGGGAGCCGAUACCCACCUUUGCGGGGUUAAGGGUUUCCACUCCCGGAAGGAGGCCGUAUCAGGCUGCUAUCUACAUGAUCACUGAAGGCGUAUCAUCCAACCUGUUCAAUAAGUUAUUCAACAACAAGUCCAAGAAGGGGCACGUGGAGCAGCUGGUCCACAUCAUGGAGAAACUGAAGGUCAACCUGAAGUCACAGGAAGCGGUCCACAUAGACAUCGUAAUGAAGAUAAACGACAAGACUGUAUUCGCGACGCACGUCAACCAGACGCGCUUCGAAAGCUGGAACGGCCAUGAAGUGACCAAGUCAAUAAUGGAAUUCCUUCGCUUCGGUAGUCACAUCAACCAGCAAAUCGUGUACUACCCUGUUCAACUGGACGUCCAUGAGCACACGGCUUUGGGCACACCAAUCCGGUUCCAAUCGUCAGUUGUUGCUUUUACAUCAGUGAGAGGAAAUUUGACGGCGCCACCAGAUCCUAAAGACGAUCUGGAUUGGGAGAAUGAUCUCCACAUAAGAUACCAGGGUACAUCGGUGACGUCGCUGUCGACGUUCGCGCCGCUGCUGUCGUCGGAGCACGUGGUGCGGCUGCAGCGCUCGUUCGUGGCGCACCUACCCAUCAAGUUCAACGUCACCGUGCAGCAGGCCACCAAGUCCACCGCUCUGACAUGGCGGAACCCGUUCGCGCAGCGUGCGGGCAUGGCGCUGCAUUCGCGAGUACAGCUGGAGGUGAACAGCCCGCGCGGCCGCGACGCCCACACCCUCGCGCCCGCCAACACUGAUAUAUCUGACGAUGACGGUAUAUUCUUCGACUGCGAGCGCAAGAUCUCCGGCGGUGAAGUGCUGGAGAAGUAUCUCCUCUCCAAGUUCGUCAGCUACGACAUCCUGCCCACCCACCAGUCCAUCCUUAACAACAUAGAGCGGUUCAUCUCGUCGCCCGCGUGCGGCGUGAUCGUGCCCCCGUCGCGGCCGGCGCUGGACGAGGACGAGGUGAUCAGGGUGCGGCUCAGCCUGGGUGACGUCUCCUGGACCAGGGUGGACCGCAUCGAGCUCAACUUCGGCUUCCUGCUGAGCUAUUAUAGCCUAGUAGAACAAAACGAGGGAGUCUACCUGAAGAUGGACUCCAGCACCAUGAUGCGCAGCGCCGGCCGCAACGUCAGCAUCGACUGGCGGCUGUACGUCGAGCAGCCGCACGCCGGACCCGCCGAUAGGUUCCUCAAGCUGUGCUUCUCACUGCAAGACAUAAGCCACGCCUCCGAGACGCAAGACAUAGCUGCUCAUCCCGCGUCGUACGAGGGCCGCACCACCAUCGCGUACAGUGCGACCCCCGAGUUCCAGGACUGCAGCCAUUCGGACGGCAGCCGCGUCACCAUGUUUUACACCGGCACGCCGCAGAACGUGAACGGGGAUAUAGAGAGACUCGUCCGAGUGAACAUACUGGGAGAGAAGCUACACAGGUUCGGUGUCCUGUCCCACACGGAGCUGGGUGACACGCCGGUGUCCCAGCUGCUGGGCAGCUUCGACAAGGACACCAUCAACACCACCGCCGUCAUCAAGGAGAAACACGGCAUGGCAUCGAUUAGCGUGAACGCGGGCGCCGAGAUCCAGUUCGAGGUGGAGAACUUCGGCUGGAUGAUGGACAGCCUCACCUCCAUGCAGCUGAUGAAGCGGUUCGGGAUCUACCGUGAAUGCCGACUCCAGACGUCGACCAUCCAGACGCUGUCGGGCACCGUGGAGCAGCUGCAGCCGCUGGCGUGCACUGAGCGCCUCGUGCUGGGCGACUGCUCCGAGAUACCCAGCUUCGUCAUUUUGCGUGAUAAAAACGGAGAGCUCGUGAUCCACACGGCGGCUGAAGGAGACGCGAAGAAUUCGAGCCUGCAUCACGUGCCGCACGAAGAGCGGUACCUGUCCCCGGCCUCCGGGGUGAUAGUGUACAAGAUGCGCGCGGAGACCGUGGUGCUGGUGCCGUCGCCGUACCUCCCGCACCUGUGCGGCGAGUGCGUCAACAACGACAACAAUAAAUACUGCUAUAACCAGUAGCGCAGGUGUUUCAUUACUGCCCGUGUAGUGUAGUGUAGUGUAGUAGGAGCGCCACCUGCCCCGGCCUUCGGGAUGAUAGUGUACAAGAUGCGCGCGGAGACCGUGGUGCUGGUGCCGUCGCCGUACCUCCCGCACCUCUGCGGCGAGU